AUGUAUUUCGACGAAUCUAGCGUGAAACAGUAUUUAUCGCUUCCAUCUUUAUUGGAGAUACUCUCUGAUGUUUUACAUCGAUAUUCUAAACAUGAUCCAUCACUUCAACAACCUAUACGUUCAGUUUUACCAAUUGAUGAUCGACAAAACUUUCUUUUGAAUAAACCAUGCAUCGAUCUCCAUCGUGGUUAUAUGUGUGUGAAAACAAUAACAUAUUUUCCAGCAAGUUCGCCUACAAUCGAUGGUGUUGUGUCUCUAUUUGAUUCAAAAACGGGUCGUUUGUUAUUGACUGCUGAUGCGAAAGAAAUCACUGCACAACGUACAGCCGCGACUUCAUUCCUUGCCACACAAUUGUUAGCAUUUUCGAAAUGGACCGAUGACAAGAAGAAUCAUGCUUGUUUAACCAUUAUUGGCUGCAGUGUUCAAGGACAUGCACAUUUGGAAGUAUUCACUCAAUUAUUUAAGUGGAACAAGGUUUAUUUAUGGAGUCGCAAUGUAAAGAAUGCAAUUGACCUACAAUCGAAAUAUGCAUCACAGUUGAAACAUAUCGAAAUCUUGAAAGACUUGAACGAUAUUCGUUUACAGGAGACAGAUGUUAUUUGCACCUGUACAGGCAGUGAACAAGCGCUAAUUGGCUUGAAACAGGUGAAGAAAGGUGUGCAUAUCAAUGCGGUUGGUUCAUUUAGCCCUAAGAUGCGCGAACUUGCUGAUGAUUUGAUGAUAUCGGAGGAUACAAAUGUAGUCGUCGAUAGUCGUGAAAGUGCAAUGAAAGAAGCUGGAGAGAUUAUCCAGUCGAAAGCAAAUAUUGCGGCUGAAGUGGGCGAAUUAGUCAACAAUGAAGUCUUGUUACAAGAGAUAUCUCAGCAGAAAACGACCAUCUUCAAAUCUGUUGGCUUGGCAAUCGAAGAUCUAGCAGCAGCUAUUGUUCUUCACGAAUCUAAAACUAAUGCAUGA
Adineta ricciae is the source of this 954-nucleotide messenger RNA. NCBI's taxonomy places the organism in Eukaryota, Metazoa, Rotifera, Eurotatoria, Adinetida, Adinetidae. The record is from the annotation of a GenBank genome assembly.